Messenger RNA from Heterocephalus glaber (naked mole-rat), 5737 nucleotides. RefSeq names its product bone morphogenetic protein 10 (gene Bmp10). Gene Ontology annotation, molecular function: cytokine activity; growth factor activity. Lineage: Eukaryota; Metazoa; Chordata; Mammalia; Rodentia; Bathyergidae. The record is from RefSeq and is a predicted model, not a curated record. Gene Ontology annotation, biological process: BMP signaling pathway. Gene Ontology annotation, cellular component: extracellular region.
CCGCCACUUACAGCCCAGGAGAGCUAAACCUUUCCGAGUUGGCCGGGGGGCUUGAGCGGAGUCAUGGGUGCCCCAGUCCUGUGCCUGUACACUAUCUUUUGCCUAGUGGUUCACUCAGUUUCUGGCAGUCCCAUCAUGGGCCUUGAGCAGUCACCCCUGGAAGAAGAUAUGCCCCUCUUUGAUGAUGUCUUCUCAGAGCAAGAUGGUGUUGACUUUAACAUGCUGCUGCAGAGUAUGAAGGAUGAGUUUCUCAAGACAUUGAACCUGUCUGACAUCCCAGUGCAGGAUUCAGCCAAGGUGGACCCACCAGAGUACAUGUUGGAACUCUACAACAAAUUUGCCACAGAUCGGACCUCCAUGCCCUCUGCCAACAUCAUCAGGAGUUUCAAGAAUGAGGAUCUAUUUUCUCAACCAGCCACUUUCAAUGGGCUCCGAAAAUAUCCCCUCCUCUUCAAUGUGUCCGUCCCUCACCAUGAAGAGGUCAUCAUGGCUGAACUCAGGUUAUACACGCUGGUACAAAGGGAUCGGAUAAUGUAUGAUGGAGUGGACCGGAAAAUUACCAUUUUUGAAAUGUUAGAAAGUGAAGGGGACAAUACAGGUGAAAGAAACAUGCUGGUCUUAGUGUCAGGGGAGAUCUACGGAACCAACAGUGAGUGGGAAACAUUUGAUGUCACAGAUGCCAUCAGACGUUGGCAAAAAUCAAGCUCAUCUACCCACCAGCUGGAAGUCCACAUUGAGAGCAGACAUGACCAAGUUGAGGACAUUGAAAGGGGACGACUGGAAAUAGACACGAGUGGACAGAAUAAGCAUGACCCGUUGCUUGUUGUAUUUUCUGAUGACCAAAGCAGUGACAAGGAGCAGAAAGAGGAAUUGAAUGAAAUGAUUGCCCAUGAGCAACUUCUGGACCCAGACAACCUUGGCAUGGAUGGCUUUUCCAGUGGGCCUGGGGAAGAGGCUCUGCUGCAGAUGAGGUCAAACAUCAUCUAUGACUCCACUUCCAGAAUCAGAAGGAAUGCCAAAGGAAACUACUGCAAGAGGACCCCUCUCUAUAUUGACUUUAAGGAGAUUGGCUGGGACUCCUGGAUCAUUGCUCCACCUGGAUAUGAAGCCUAUGAGUGUCGGGGUGUUUGUAAUUAUCCCCUGGCAGAACACCUCACACCCACAAAGCAUGCAAUUAUCCAGGCCUUGGUCCACCUCAAGAAUUCUCAGAAAGCUUCCAAAGCCUGCUGUGUGCCCACCAAGCUGGAGCCCAUUUCCAUCCUCUAUUUAGACAAAGGCGUCGUCACCUACAAGUUUAAAUAUGAAGGCAUGGCUGUCUCUGAAUGUGGCUGUAGAUAGAAGACUCCUGUGGCUUAUUUAAUAACUGUAAAUGUGUAUAUUUUGUGUUCUAUUUAAUGAGACUAUUUAAUGAGGGUGUACAGAUAAUAGAGCUUGCUGCCUUAGGGAAAUGGACAGGUGUGUUUGUUGUAGGAAAUGCAUAUUUUGCUAUUCAAUCUAGUCCUUCCAGUCUGUCUUUCUUUGUACUUUUCAUUUCCUGGCAAUGCUAUCUCUAAGAAAUUGCAGGCCUCCAGCUACUUAUCCUUCAUGUCAAUUUAGAAACAACACCCCUAAGCAAAACACAGUAUCAAAACACACAUACUCAUGUAUGUAUGUGUGUACAUACAUGAACUUAGGAAAAUAUUUUGAUUCUGUUGAGUCAGGUUAUGCUCAUAUACAUGCAUGACUCACUCAAUGUGCAUAUAUUAAAGGCAGUCACUUCUGCUCAGAAUAGGAUUUAUGUCAAAAAACAAUUUGCGUCAAGAAUUUAACCAUCCUAGGAAGUAUUAAGUUUCUGACAAACUCUGGAAAUGUAAAUAUAGCUUUUGUGAGUUGAGUUUCCGCCAUGGUUCAGAGCAGCAGGUCUGGUGAGAGAGGCUGCAUGCUUGAGGGAAGAGGUUGUUAAAUGCAGAAACCAAAUGGUUUGGAGAGGCAGUGCACCUACGGGUAAGACAGCAAGGAAUGAGCCCAUGGAACUUAUGUGCUGUACAGGGAAGCCGCUGAUUAAGAAAGGAAGGCAGAGGGAACUGCAGGAUGAUCCUCUGUUCUUCAGAAGAUAGGAUGCUGGGCCAUGAGUGCUGCCUUUAUUGCUGCAGAGGGUAGAGGAGGUGGGAGAGAGAGAAAUGGGAAAAGGAUACAGAUGCAAUUGUCAGAUGAGUUGGUGAAGUCAUAAGCAGUUCUAAUUAGGAAAUUAAAUCUCUUGGACAAGAUAAAAAGUUCAAAGACUACGAGAAGGACAAUCAGGAGGGAACUGUUCAUUGUGCUCUUCACUUCUUCGAAUACUUUUCUUCACUGUACAAUCUUACCCCCUUGCCUCUGCACCACUGCUUUCAUCUGUUCCCAUCCUGCACCUUCCCUCUUGGUUUUCUGCUCUCAUGCCUCAUAUCCUUCUCCUAUUCUCCUAUGUCCCCUUUAUCAUUGGCCUUCCUGACCCAUGCCUUUGCUUUCAGGGGAAGAAUUAAUGAUUUAAUGUCUAGAUUCUCCCUGAUGUUUGACUUGCUUUUAUUUCAACAAUAUUCUUUAUGACAUGCUUUGGUCAUAAAGAAUAUGUAAGGUUAAGAAAAAUAAAAGAGCCAAAAUUCAUACACAUGAAUUAGUGAACAAACACACAAGAAAAUGACCUGAAAGUUAAACUUAAAUUUUGAAGUCACAUUUGCUCCAUGGUAGAAACCCUACCACUUUCCCAUUCUUGUCAUUCUGCCCUCUUUCCAAGUUACAAUUGACCAGGACUGAGGGACUGAAAAAUGUUUCUGUCAAGAAGGGUCUGGUAGGCAGCUAGUUCUGCCCAAUUGCCAAUAGCUAGAAGGACAUUGAAACUUUGGCUCCAAUCUUAAGGCUCCCAUGUGGGCUGGUAGACUGUUCAGGAGGGCAGAGCAGGUCUCACGUUGUCCUGGCAUCUCCAGGCAGAUGACACAGGUGAAUACAGAUGUGCUCUGCAGUACUUUGUUCCUCCCUGCCCCACUUGGAUGCUUCUUUAAGAAGUCUUACACUUUUUUUAAUGCUGGGAAAUUUUCACUUUCUUUUUUACAAACCUCUUAGGAGCAUAAACUUACAUGCCCUAGCAAAUAGAGGCAAGAAAAGCCAUUUUGAUGGUCUUUUUCCCCAUUUGGACCUCAGCUGAGGCAUACAUUUCCACUGUUGACUAGAGGGCAACUCUUGGGGAAUGUUUUGCUCCAGAGACAGUGAUAUUUGCAUUGCCAGUGGGAAUACAGUGAUUGACAAUUUGAGAUGACCAGAUGGCCAUGCAACUCAGAAUGCCUCAAUUCUGGGUGAGCCUCCAUAAAACAUGAUGCCCAAGUGCGUGCGUGCUUGUGUGUGUGUGUGUGUGUGUGUGUGUGUGUGUGUAGCUGGCUGUGGAUAGCCACUUUGUACCCUCAGUGGAAGAUGGUGUGUUCAUUACAUUCUACAGUGCACCAUGGAUACUCAUAAACUCCAAUGUACGUCUCAUCCUUUCUAAAAGAUACAGUAACAGUUAUGCAGUAAACAGCUAUGCAAGAUAGUUUCUGGUAAAUUUCAUUGAUUUUAUUUCUAAAAUGCAUGGCAGUGGUGUGCUGGGAAAUGAUUUACAACCAGCAUUCCAAGGCCCUGAUUUAUUAAUUUCAGUAGUGUAAAUUCUCCCACAGUGCCCUAUUUUAAACCAUCAAUGAGAUGCUAACAAGCUUACAAACUUCCUACAAACCUGCCAGGUAGCUCCUGGGAGCUGUGUGUGUGUGCUGGCCCCAGUACACAGUGGGGUGCCAGCCCUUGCACCCUUCCAUGCGCUCUGCUGGCUGCACCAGGCUCCUGGAAAAGCUUUGUCUUGAGCACUUAAAAUCAUUCUGCUAAAAAGAGGUGAAACAAUUAGGCUGUCCCCAGUAAGCCUGCAUUUUUAUGAUGUUCUUCUUCCUUGUAGAGAUGGAGUACAGGAAAACACAUACUGGUUAUUCAAAUGUGCUAGUUGUGUCAUUACUAGUAUUUUCUUUCUUCUAAUUAAACAACGAAAAGACAAAAGCCAUAAAUAGGGGCAUUCUCAUUCUUCCCAUGGGCACCUCUGUAAUUCUACUUCACAACUUUAAUACAAAGUUAUGGAAUUGUUAUUGGGAGAGCAGAACCUCCUAAUAUUUUCUUUGGUCAUAGGUCUUCCAGUUAUGGCUCACACUCAUGUCUUCUCCUCGUCCCUCCUUCUUCUUCCCUUUUACACUUUUAUGGCAUGAGUAUCAUCACUGAAGUUGAUAAAUCUAAAGAACUCAUGAGGAAAAUUGUAGCAGAGGUACUUGGGCAGCCCACAACCAAAAUAGUCAUGUAAGUUUCUAGGCUUCCUACUAUUUAUUGACUGAUAUAUUUAUUUUUGUAAUAUAGUGUAGAAUACCAAAUAUUUUAUUUUUAUGUUUGUGAUUCUUUCCUGGAUAGAAUAAUUUGUGCUUUUUAAUUAUUCUUCUUCUCUGGAGUACAGCUCACUUGGAAUAUAUAGCCUGUACAGUAAGUUCAUCUCUCACUUUUUACAUCAAAGUAUCUUUUAAGGAGUCUUGCCAUAAGCUUACCAAAGUUUUGUAUAUUUAUGUCUUUAGGCAUGAUGUGAGCCCCUUCAUAUAUUUACUGAUUUGUAAAUAGUACAGGUUUAACUGAAGUGUAGGUGUUCCAAGAAAAAUUUAACCAAUAAAUGUCAUGUCAUUCCAUAAACUGACACUUAUCUUAUCAUGAGAGGAAAAUCUUGUGUGUCUGUGAGGUAAUAUGGUUGCUACUUACUGAACAGAGGAGGCAUUUGAUUUGACACCCCAAGGCAGGUGCUUCCCCUCUGAAUGUACCCAUUACCUUUACUUUUCCACCAGUUUAGAGACCUAAUCAAAUAAAUCUAUGAUCUGACCUAUUGCUCUCUAAAUGUCAAAAAUACGAAUUCAGCAAUUUCUUAACCUCAAAGGGCCAAUAUUUUGCCAGUAUAUAAUUUUUGAUCUGGGAAAUUAAUGAUAAAACAAAAUUCUUACUAAAUAUUUUGAUAUUCUUCAUAAUCUAUGUUCUUUGAGUAAAAGAUAUGUUUCAUACAAAAACAUUUUAUAUAUUACUUCUUACUGAAUUCAUCCACAGACCAUAAAGCCCAGUAGUAUUUUGGCUCAUUUGUCAUUUCUGCCCAACACAGAAAGGAGCUGCCCUUUUUAAGAAUCAUAAAUCUUUUUCAGAGUUUCACUACGGGUUGUACUUUGCCUUUGCAGUUCUGUACGCUCAUGUGUGAUGAAAAAGGAAACACUAUGUCUCUGUGAAUUUUCUUGCCCCUAAACAAGGGAAUUUGGUUUCACACAUUAGAUGGAAGUAAAGUAGAUAACACUGCACAAUAGCAGCAAAAAUAGGUUUUCUGCAUGUGAAAAUAUAUUCAUUAGUUAAUGAGUCCAUGGAGGACUGACCCUGUGUUGUGAUCAACAUGUUUCUGUCACACAUGAGCACUGACUUGUGAGAUCCCUGGCUUGACUGUGGUGGAAGCUGACCUGCCAGUGCUCAUCUAAAUGGGCUUCCGCACAUGUAGGAAAUGAGUUCAGACCUUGGACACACCAAGUCAGCAGAGCACAACCACAGUCUUGGAUAAAACAAGUUCAUUACCCAUGUCCAAAUUUAUUUAGUAAUUAUUAGGCUAAAAUGAAGAUAGAAAUAAAUAUUUUACUGUGUGUUCAUAAACCAAAUGUGUACAUUCAGUGUCUUCUGAUUGAAUAAAAUGGAAAAAUUAUUUUGACAA